CCCUUGGUUGGCCUUUCCGCGCCGCAGUUGUUGGUUAAGGCGGGGAUGGCGGCGCCGCUCCUCUUCUACGACCUCAGCCUCCUCCCGUCCUCCACCUCCGGUGACGGAGGCGAUGGCAACUCCAUCUCCUCUCCCUCCUCCCGCUUCCAACUCUUAGCCUCCACGGCGCGCGCUCUCGAGCUCGGCUACGCCGCCGUCGCUCUCGACCACCCCCACCGCGGCCUCCUCGCCGACUCCCACCGCUGCCGCACCGAGCCUUUCGCGCCCCUCUCUUCUCUCCCGCUCCCAUCCUUCGCCGCUCUCCAUCGCCGCCGCCUCGCCUCCUCCGCCGCCGAGCCCUUCCGCCAGUACACCCGUAUCACACUCUCCCUCGAUUCCGCUGCAGCCACCGCUUCCGCGCUCGCCCCCUCCGCCUCCGGCCUCCUCCGUACAUACGACCUCGUCGCAGCCCGCCCCCUCACCCAGGCCGCAUUCGAUCACCUCUGUCAGGCACCCCUCUCAGCUCAACACCUUGAUCUCAUCUCCAUCGAUUUCUCCUCCCACGGUAAGCUGCCAUUCUGCAUCAAGCUCCCCAUGCUCAAGCUUGCCCUGCAAAAGGGGCUGCAUUUCGAGAUCACCUACUCCCCACUCAUUUCUACUGACGUCAAUGCCAAGAGGAGCCUCAUAGCUGAAGUCAAGCUUUUGGUGGACUGGACCAAAGGAAAAAAUCUCAUCAUCUCAAGCGCUGCUCAUACUGCCUCCCAGAUCAGAGGCCCCUACGAUGUCAUCAACCUAUGUGCUUAUUUACUUGGCAUUCCCAUUGACCGAGCAAAAGCUGCUAUGUCCACAAACUGCAGGUCACUUGUUUUGAAGGCUAUGAGGAAGAAACACUUCUACAAAGGAACAAUUAGAGUUGACAGACUAUUACCAAAUGAAGAGUUGACUUCAACAAAAUUCAAGCUUGCUGAUUGGAUUGGUUGGAAUUCUGUAUUGUCUGAAGUAGGAGCAAAUCAGCUGGAACCUUCUUCCAACUUUGAUGAACUUCCUGGUUCACCCAUAUGUGGUGUAAUAGAAGGGUCACACGAAAAACCUCACAAUCCUGAUGUGUCUGUCUUUGCUAAACUAUCAGAACAACCUAGUGAUCAAGAUCAAAUCCCAUCUGAAACUCAAGAAGAGACACUACAAGUUGACAGAACUGAAGUCCUGACAGAUUCUGGCCAAUCUAUCUUGCCAGCAUCUGCAUCUUUCAAUUAUCAGAAUGCUAUAAUUGAGAAGGCCGAAAACAAUGAAGUUUUUGUGAAUCCUUUUGUGCAGCCUGAUAAAGGUUGUUUUGCUGGCCCAAAAAUUAAUGCUAAGCAUGUUGAAUUCGUGCAGAAUGCAAUGGAAAUAGAUACAAUAGAAUCAUGUAGGCCAAAACUUGUUGUUGGUGACAAUAUUCCUUCAACCUCUGAUACUAGUACGAAGCUAGCAUGUUCUGCUCUUCCCCAUGGCAUAGAGCUUUCUGGUACUAGUCUUGAGGAUCAGGGGCCAAGUCACUCUAGUGAAAUGGUAACUAAUGAUAAGUCUUAUAUGAAAUAUCACACUGAUUGCACCUCUGGUGUGAGUGAGGUUCAUGAAAUUUCUUCUGGUGCUGAUGUUUGGCCUGAGGACAAGGAUUCAGACAUGUCUAAUGGAAUGCAAGCUGAUAAUGUGGCUUGCGGAGGUACUUUAGAACCACUGGAGUGUCCCUCGUGUGGGGUAGAUGACAAGGCAUCAUCCGAUCUUUCAUUUUACCCAAGUCAUGAAUUAUGCUGGGAUGUUAUAAUUCAGCCGAAAGUCAUGGAGGGGAAAGUAGAGCAAAGUAGGGAUGAAAACAUAAUACAAACUGUGGAAAAUGAAGCAGAAUCCGUUGACACAAAAACAAGAACAUCUAUUUCAGUGGAACCUGCAUCCCAUGGUCAGGAGAUCAGCUCAACUAUUCAUAGAAGAAGCACUGGUGCAAGCUGUGAAAGUGAUGAGCUGAAAGAACAGAAUUCUAAGGACAUAAAUGCUUCUUUGGAUAAAAGUAUUGCUAAAACACAUGAGCUACUUCUAAAAUUUCCUUAUCCAAGUGGUAAGGCUGGGAUGUCCACAGUCAGAUCAGAAAAACGAAGACAUAAACUAAGGCCGCACCAUCCAGCUUAUCUUCCUUUCUUGGGCUUUCUUCGGUCCGUUUGUUUCAAGAAGAAAAUAUGCAAAGUAAGAGGACUGAUCAAACGUUUAUGAGGUUUUAUUUCACUCUGACAGGAGUUUGCUGUCAAUUACCACCCCUGAAUCAUUAUGUUACAAGGGAAGAUCAAGAAAUCUCGUUUUAAGGUUUUGAUCUGAAAUGCAAAUCCGUUUACCAAUCAGUUGCGUUGUACAUAUGGUCAUAUGGAAAACAGAGCCAUACCUGAAAGGUGGAAAAUUUUCUGUUUUUGAUUCGCCCAUAUGUAACCUAGGUCUAACUUUCUCCAGUGCCACUACAAAUCUCAACUUUCAUGUUUUGUACAAUGUAUAGUAAAACUCUCCUUUUGGUUCCUACUUUCAUGUUUGGUGAGUUUGAUCAAAUUAACUUUGGAUAAAUUAAGAUACAUACCGAUCUGACCAAGGACUAAUGGGACUGGCAGUUUCACCUGGCUCACUACCUUUAAUACACAAGCUCAUGAAAUCUGGUGAAUAUUGCAGUAGAUAUGUUUUAAGUUUGAUCAUUGACUGAUAGUACCAUGGUUCUGGAAAUAAAUAGAAAUAUAGAUUAGGGAAAACUAGUGUUGGUUUUACUGUUUCGCAAAUGUGCAAAGUUGCAGUAACAAUAUGAUUUAUCUUUUUCACUUAGCAGGCUUAGUAAUUCUGCAUUAAUUUUAUUCUUAUUAGGUAGUUACAUUUUUACCAAGUAUUAUUGACUUUAUUGUAAAUGGAACAAAAACAUUUGGCUGCAUGUUUGCUCAUGAAGUGUUCUGUCAUGCUAACACUGAACACUGAAAUUAGGAGGAUAAACUAUUAACUCAAUCCUUUGAUCAGCCUGCCAUGGGUCUAUCUGACACUUAAAUCUUCACUGCCUGUGAAACAUGAUUUCAUAUUGUUGAAAUAAAUAUUGUUGGCAUUUGUUGCUAGAUCCUUAUUACAGGAUGCUCUACACUAACAAAUGUGUAUAAUCAUCAAUGUGGUGUAUGCAUAUGUAACUAAAAAAAACAUUUGAAAGUGUUUGCAUGUCUAGCCUUGAAACACCUUACAUAUAGCACCUCAAUUGGAGCAGCUUCUUCCUUAACUGAAAAAUAAACCUGCACGUGACCACCAUGUAUGGCCAUUAUGUUAUUCUUAGGCUUUGUAGGCUCUCUGAAGUAGCAUUAUGUUAUUCCUACUCAUCCUGAUAUCCUCUAUACCUAACAAUACUGAGCCAGUAAAAAUGUUAUGUUUUGUAGUGAUUGCCUUGAAAUAAUAUGAAGCAAUGGUUACUAAAACUGGAUUCAUCAUAUAUUCUUUUUAUACAAAAUGUAAUGUCCUUUUAGUACCUGGCAUGGUGGAGCCUGCAGAAUUAUAAAUUUUUGUAAACAGACAUUGUAGCAUAUGGUGCGCCCAUGUUGCCAUAGUAUAGCAAAUCAACUACAAGAUGAGCUAUGCUGUUCUCAAAUGCCUCUGGAAAGAUUGAGUUGGAUGUGCAUAUUUCUUGUUUUCUUUCAUUUCUACUUAGUAUUCUAUGGAUGUAGUUUAGGGAUUAAACAUGAACUA
Molecule: messenger RNA, 3705 nt
Organism: Sorghum bicolor (sorghum)
Lineage: Eukaryota; Viridiplantae; Streptophyta; Magnoliopsida; Poales; Poaceae
Exons: 4
Coding region: 46-2223 (725 amino acids)
Biological process (GO): tRNA processing
Cellular component (GO): nucleolar ribonuclease P complex
Molecular function (GO): RNA binding
Source: RefSeq, a predicted model, not a curated record